AUGCCUGAAAAUGACCUUGACAGCGUGAUCCCCGCGCAGCUCUCCUUUCUCGCCAUCUACAACCCGACCCUCGGCCCCACCGACGAGACGUUAGAAGACCAGAUCGUGUUUCACACCUCGAGAGCGGAGAAUCAACGUGCGGAAACCUCUACUGCGGAGGAUGACGAUGUCAAAAUAUCUGAAAAUAGCAAGAAUGAAAGGUUACGCCAGAUAGGCCUGGCGCAGGGCAUGGUGAGCUUUGCCAGCAACUUUUCGGACAAACCACUGGAAUAUGUCGAAACCGAUAAAGCGCGGGUAGUUCUUCUUGAGCUGGAGAAGGACUGGUGGGUUGUUGCCUCCAUCGACCUUACUCGAUUGCCCGCCGAUCCAUCUCAAUCCUCCUCGGUUGAUGGAGCUGUACUCGGCGAGAGAAAUGGGGCCCCCCAGCUACUUAUUCAGCAAUUACGGCGCGCGCACUCGAUAUUCCUUCUCCUCCAUGACUUCUCAUUGAGCAAUCUCUAUACCCGCGUGGGAAGAUCUUCGUUCUGCCUCUUUUUAGAACGUUUCUGGGAGAAAUUUGCGUGGAACUGGGAGCUCCUCUUGACCGGAAACCCUGUCGUGGAGAUCUAUAAUGGGAUCAAACUUGCCGCGGGAGGAGAGUUGGGAAUUGGGGUUGGAGAAGAAGAAUGGGGUAGUGGCGAAAGAGAAGUACUUGAAGAUUUUGUGGCCAGGACAGAUGGUUUGGUUGACCUGGUUGUCGCGAGGUUUGGCGAUCCGUCCAGCCAAGCCAGUGACUCCCCGCCGGUACCCAAGAACGGUGAAAUCCAAUGGCUGGGAUCAGAUACUGAUCCGCGACCCGCUGAUGGUAUCAUUUUCUCUGGAACUGGAGCUGUUUCCCGCCCGUCUCUAACGCAUGUGUCCCACUGGAUGGAGUGGAUUUUCCGAUACGGCGACACGGCAUAUGGAAUUGGGCGGGACCCAAACUCAUUACAUCGACGAAGGCCACGGAGACAACGAAGGCAGGAAUUAUCAGGAGCUAAGCCAUCAACGCCAGAACCGGGUCACACGCCGGGCAUACCUCGCCCGCUUGUAAUGGCGGAGCUACAGUCAAUUCCUAGAACUCACGAGAACACACCCGAAAGAAGAAAUGGGACUCCUCUGCCGGAAGGUGACCAAAAGACCGACAAGUCUGCGUUCCCAACAGAUACGGUCAUGAAGUACCUGACUCUUGGAUAUGGCUCCGCGUGGAGCUUCUCUGCCAAAUCUGCAUCCGCAUCCGCAUCCGCAUCACCUGUCGGUUCUCCCGGUGCAGUCAACGAACCAACAGCGGAUGCUGCUGGACAGAACGAACCUUCCACUGCACGAUCCCCACCGCUUGAUGAACCGCGGCUCAGUGACCAACGAAAUGUAUCCAAGAACAUUACUCUCGGUCGAUUUGUUCUAGGACCCCGCGACGACCUGGGUACUCUCGAUGACCUGGAAGAAAGGAGCCCAGAGCCCGAGGUGGAUGCUGGUAGAUCCAAGAGCCGGAUCAUACACCGGUCUCUUCAUGUCCGAUUGACAGAUGCUGAAGAGGUUACACCGCUCCAGGCAGUUAUAUAUGUGCACCAACCGUUCGUGUUCACGUUCCUGUUCGACCCAGAGACCCCAUCUCUCUCAUCUCCGUCCCUAUACACAAGCAUACACCACCAACUCGGCCCUCUCCAAAAACCACUUCUAGCAUCAACCUCCCCCACAACAGCCGCCUCGCGCAUUUCCAUGACAGAAACCACGCCAGAUGCUACCAAACACCAAGCAGUUUACGACCUCGUCUACGACCCAUCAAACCUAACCAUCCGUUCCUCUAUCCCAAAUAUCCCCGGCCUAGCUACACCCUCUCAUCCAAGAGAAACAUCCAACUCUCCACGCACUCCCUCCCCCUCCCCCUCUCGCCCAAGUACACUAUCAUGGUCCCGAGUCGAAAGCCUCGCCAUCCACCACCGUCUCCUAACAACAUACAUCGACACCCGCACCCGGCCGCAGGAACUCGAGCGCACCAGCAAAACCAGCCGUGGAUGGUGGAUAGUCUGGGUACGCUUCAACAAUACUUCAACCUUUGCACCGCCCCAUUCCUUGGAUGGAGAUCAGCUCUCUUCGACGGCUCCGUCUCCCCAGCUAGAUACCACUCCUCCCUCUCCAGCACAGGAAGCCUUUAUCGUACGCAAAGCGAGUGACCAUGUCUCCCCAGCGAGUCACGCGAGGGUGAGCAGUGGAACGCGCUUCUUCCGCGAUCUAGGCGGUGCAUCAUCUAAGUUAGCUUCGUCCCGUGCUCAUGACACUACGCCUUCGAAGCUGGUUGAGGGGCUUGGGAUGGAUGCGAGGCGCUAUAUUGAAGGGUUGUUGAGUUUGAAUCGGUCUUGA
Penicillium cinerascens is the source of this 2379-nucleotide messenger RNA. RefSeq lists its product as uncharacterized. Gene Ontology annotation, cellular component: intracellular membrane-bounded organelle; Mon1-Ccz1 complex. Gene Ontology annotation, biological process: vesicle-mediated transport. Lineage: Eukaryota; Fungi; Ascomycota; Eurotiomycetes; Eurotiales; Aspergillaceae. The transcript has 5 exons. Bases 1 to 2379 code for a protein of 792 amino acids. The record is from RefSeq and is a predicted model, not a curated record.